Hibiscus syriacus is the source of this 2744-nucleotide messenger RNA. Its product is annotated as glutamate receptor 1.3-like. Bases 45 to 2717 code for a protein of 890 amino acids. NCBI's taxonomy places the organism in Eukaryota, Viridiplantae, Streptophyta, Magnoliopsida, Malvales, Malvaceae. Gene Ontology annotation, cellular component: plasma membrane. The transcript has 5 exons. Gene Ontology annotation, molecular function: glutamate-gated receptor activity. The record is from RefSeq and is a predicted model, not a curated record.
ACCGAAUAACUGGAGUUUCAGGAAAUUGCUUUCUGGCACCAAACAUGGAUUUCACAAGAAAGAUUUGGACCUUCUUUUCAGUUACACUAUUGUUUAGUCUUGCACAUGCAUCGUCAGCCAAUCUUACAAGCAUCAAUGAUACUGCUGUAGAAAGGAUUCAUGUAGGAUUGAUUAUUGAUAGGCAAUCUUGGGUGGGAAAAAUGGUUGGUAGUUGCAUUUCCAUGGCUAUAUCCGAUUUUUACCGUCGAAAUAGUCACUAUCAAACGAGACUAGUUCUGCAUACCAGAGAUUCUGAGGGUGAUCCGUUGCUUGUUCUAUCCUAUGCCUUGGUUCUCAUGGAAAGUGUGAAAUUGGAAGCUAUUAUUGCAGUAGAAAAUUCAGCUGGACUGAAGGUUUUAGUAGAGUUGGGAUCAAGAAUCAAGAUUCCCAUUAUUUCUCUCUUUGCAUCUGGUCCAUCCAUGUCCUUCUCUGAGCAUCCUUAUUUGAUUCAAAUCGGUGAAGAUGAGUUCUCUCAAGCCAAAGGCAUUGCUGCCAUUGUUGAAGCAUUCAGUUGGAAAAGUGUUAUCCUCAUUUAUGAAAAUAAUGAUUCUACAAGACAAAUCCUUUCUAAUCUGAUCACUUCCUUUGAGGACACCAAUGUUCGUCUUGCCCUGCAUAUAGCCCUUUCAGCAUCAUCUACUGAUGAAGAGAUCAUUGAACAGCUCACCAUGCUCAAGAGUUUGCAGACGACUAUAUAUGUUGUGCACAUGUCACCGUUUCUCGCAUCUCGACUUUUCUUGAACGCCAAAUGGCUUGGAAUGAUAAGCAAAGGGUAUGCUUGGAUUACAACUGAUACGAUUACAAACUUCAUGAAUUCAAUGGAUCCAUCAGUCAUCGAGUCAAUGCAGGGGGUGGUGGGAUUCAAACCUCACAUUCCGGCAUCAAAGGAGCUUCGCGAAUUCGCAGUAAGGUGGAGGAGUAAAAACUUGAAUGAAAACCAAGAUUUGCAGGAAAUGGAAUUAAAUGUCUACGGUAUAUACACUUAUGAUAUGGUUCAGGCUCUUGCAACAACAUCAGAAAUCAUGAUGAUUCGACAUCACGAUAUCAUACACCAAGAAACAAGAUUGAAUAUGAACUUCACUACCAUCCGUUCCUCACAAGGUGGUUUGGUGUUUAUUGAUGAGAUGUUACAGAGUAGAUUCAAUGGAAUAAGUGGUGGCUUUCAACUUACUAAUGGCAGUCUGAUCCCAAAGAAAUUCGAAAUCGUAAAUGUAUUCAGGGAAGAAAGAAUAAUUGGUUACUGGAAUCCAGAAAUCGGAAUUACUCCAAUAUCGGAGGAAGAAAACCAUACCGAGACAAACAUGACAUCGUCGAGUAAGCUUGAAAGUGUUAUUUGGCCUGGAGGAACUAAGAACUUUCCAAAAGGUUGGUCUCUACACGGGAGGAGGUUGAGGAUUGGGGUUCCAGUAAAUAAUGGUUUCAGAGAAUUAUUAAGCGUGAUUCGUGAUCCCGGAACAAACGAAUCAAUCGUAUCUGGAUUCUGUGUUGAUGUGUUUAAGGAAGCUGUUCAAAUCUUAGAAUACGAAGUACAUUAUGACUUCAUCCCAUUCAAAGAUACCAACGGACGAAUGGCAGGAUCUUACAAUGAUCUUCUCCUUCAGGUUUAUCAUAAGAAUUACGACGCUGUUGUGGGAGAUGUGACGAUUUACUCUGAAAGAUUUGCACAUGUAGACUUCACGCUGCCAUUCACUGACUCUGGCAUUGGAAUCGUCGUGCCGAAAAUCAGCAAAACCAGUAUGUGGAUCUUCCUUCAGCCAUUUUCCAGAGAUCUGUGGAUAACAACUGCUGCUUCCUUUGUUUUCACUGGCUUUGUGGUUUGGCUGAUCGAACAUCCCAUCAACGACGAGUUCCAAGGCUCAUCAACUGAGCAAAUAGGAAUGAUCUUUUGGUACUCAUUCUCAACUCUGGUAUUUGCUCACAAGAAUCUGUUGAGCAACUUAUCGAAGGUCGUUGUGACGAUAUGGGUGUUUGUUGUCCUUAUAAUAACCUCAAGCUACACUGCAACUUUGGCUUCCAUGUUAACAGUUGAACAAAUCGAAUCGAACUCGAAAGGGGGCUACGUAGGUUACCAUUCUGGUUUUCGUGUUUCAGGAGCUAUCAGCAACUUGAAUUUUGAAAAUCCAGCGCUAAAGCCAUACAGUUCUCCAGAAGAAUAUGUCAAUGCUUUAAGAAGGGGAAGUGAAAAGGGUGGUGUGUCGGCCAUUAUCAACGAAUUACCAUACCUUAAAGUAUUCAUUGCCAGACACCCUGCAGAUUACAGAAUGAUCAAAACCGAGACUAUCUCAGGCGGUUUCGGCUUUGCUUUCCCUAAAGGCUCCCCACUCGUCCAAGACAUAUCAGGUGCAAUUAUUAGGCUGAGAGAAGAAGGGAAGUUGCAAAAGAUGGAAAAUGAAUGGUUUAACAAUACUGAAUCAGUGCUUACAAACCAGGACUCAUCAAGCAAUCCCAGCAGGUUAAUGGUUGGCAGCUUUGGAGGAUUGUUUCUUAUUACUGGGGUGUCUUCGUCUUCAGCUCUACUCGUACGCCUAUAUCAGAAACGUCGAACCAUAACAAUCAGCAACUUCAAAUUCUUCCUCAGCAGUACUAUAGACACUGUAAAAGGCUGCUUCAAAGUUCAAAAAUAUCUUAUUACAAGUGAACCGAAAAAUUUAACUAGUAGGCUACCAUGUGCAAAUUGAAUGUUCUGUUACUUUACGGAGUCUGUA